GCUGCUUCAAAGGAUCGUGAUCGUUUUUCUUUAUCAGUUCAAGAGCUGUCAGUGUAACUUGGCAGCUCUCAUUCGCGUGCGUGGUACCUCUCUGCUUUUCUUCUUCGCUUCCAGCCUUCCACAUCACUGCUCAUCUCGCUAUUGUUGGUCCAUCUUUGUUGUUGGUUCAUCGUGCAUCUUUCAUCGAAGAUGUCAGAGGAGGCUCUCAGUAGGGUUCGUGCUAGCCGAGAAAGACGAGCUGCGAAUAUUUUGACCCGUCAGCUUGUAAUGCAUAUACAACAUUCAGUACUAGGACCGAUUCAGCCUAGGCAAGUAGACGAGCGCAAAAGAAAAUGUUCACUUAUGGAUUUCACACCUCAGUUGGCUAAGCUGAAUAGGCAAAGGCGUUGUUUGCUACGCUCAAAGAUGGAGCCUGUACCUCCUGUGCACGCUGAAAAUGCUGCCGGUGUAAAAACCAAUGGUAGUUCAUCACGCACGAAUAAGGAGUACAUCCAGUCAUUAAAGGCCUCAUACCCAGGGAGAUCGUACUAUGGUCCACCAACAUAUGAGUGUCCGUACUGUGGCGCUGUCUUCUGGUACCAGGAGAGAGUGAAAAGCACCUCUGCUGUUUCACAGCGAAGAAUAGUUUAUAACCUCUGCUGCAAGGGCGGUAAAAUACAAUUGCCUAAGCUGCGCUCGCCUCCUGAACCACUUGCGACAUUAUUAAACUUUAAUGGUGAUGCACGAUCCAAGAGAUUCUUAAGGCAAAUACAAUCAUACAAUUCGAUGUUCGCUUUCACUUCACUGGGUGCAACCAUUGAUAGAUUGAUUAAUACUGGCAAUGCACCUUAUGUGUUCAAGAUUAAUGGUGUUGUGCACCACAGAAUUGGCAGUCUUUUGCCAUCAAGUGGGUCACCUCCAAAAUUUGCUCAACUAUACAUCUAUGAUCCACAAAAUGAGACACAAAAUCGAUUAAAUAUUUUUGGAAAUGACAGUGAUGAUGCAGAUAAACCAGACCCUGAAAUUGUUAGUGCAUUGUCAUCCAUGCUUGAUAGGCACAAUAGUCUUGUCCAGACAUUCAGAUACGCUAGAGAGCGACUUUCUCAGCAUGGUGACCAAAAGAUAACUCUUCGCCUUCUAGGCUGCAAUGCUAAAGAUGACGUGCAAUAUAAUUUACCGACGAGUGGUGAAAUUGCUGCCAUAAUAGUAGGCGAUUUCUGUGCAAAAGAGUACAAGUUUGAUCUUCUUGUGUAUGAUAAUGAUCGUGGUUUACAUCAAGUUUCUUCAUUGCAUCCAUCAUAUAUGGCUUUGCAAUAUCCUUUAUUAUUUCCAUAUGGUGAACGUGGAUUUCAUCUAGGCAUUCAUUACAACAAUUAUGAUGGGAUUGGAAGAAAGUAUGUUACAAUGCUUGAAUUCUUUAGAUACGAAAUGCACUAUAGACUAAAUGAACCAAAUCCUUUCACAUGCUAUGGCCGACUAAGCGAUCAGAGUGUUGUUGAUGCCUAUUCUUCGAUAGAAGCUAAUAGAUUACAAUUUAUAAUUGAUCAUCAAAACGAGUUGCGUGCUGAAUCUUUAGAUGGAAUCGUAGAUGCAAUCGAUAAAGGUGUCACUGAUGGCGAUUCAGUUGGUAAGCGCGUUAUACUUCCUGCCAGCUUCACUGGAGGAAGGCGAUAUAUGGUAAUGAACUACCAAGAUGCAAUGGCAAUAUGCCGUGUCUAUGGCUCGCCUGAUCUAUUUGUCACAUACACAAGCAAUUCUAAGUGGCAAGAAAUUUAUGAUGCAAUACGAUUUGAGCCUGGACAACAGCCAUCAGAUAGACCUGAUAUGAUAGUUAGGGUGUUUAACAUGAAGGUCAGUGACUUUAUAACUGACAUUAGAGAAGGAAGGACUUUCGGUAAAGUUCUUGCAGGUAUUGUUGACUCCUAUUUUUGCAUGCAGUUCUAUUUAAAUAUGAUUCUCAUUACUUCUCUUAAACUAUUCCAGUGCUGUACAAUGUUGAAUUCCAAAAGCGUGGGCUGCCACACAUACACUGUUUGGUCUGGCUUGCAGCGCCCACUGCUGAAAUAUCGACAUCCAUCAUCGAUGGAUUCAUUUGUGCUGAAAUACCUGACUACGACACUGAUCGGUUAGGAUAUGAAUUAGUUAGUGAAUUUAUGAUGCAUGGCCCCUGUGGAAAUGCAAACAAAAAUUGCCCUUGCAUGAAAGAUAAUAAAUGCUCGAAAAAUUAUCCUAAGGAUUUUCAAGAUCAAACAAUAAUUGAUGAAUCUGGUUUUACGAUAUAUAGACGAUGAAACGAUGGCCGACAUAUUAUCAAAAAUGGAAUUCCAUUGGAUAACAGAUCUGUUGUUCCAUAUAACAUGAAAUUGCUUAAAACAUACGAGGCACAUAUAAAUGUUGAGUGGUGUAACAAAUCAAACUUGAUAAAAUACCUAUUUAAAUACAUCAUAAAAGGACAAGAUCGUGCUAGGAUAUAUUUCGAGACAACUGCUAAAACAGGAAAUGUGUCGCCAAAUCAUGACUUAGCUCCACGCAAUGAAAUAUUGGAAUAUAUGGAUGCUAGAUUCCUCUCCACAUGUGAAGCACUACAUCGAUCAUUUGAAUUUGACAUACAUUACAGAAUACCUCCUGUCGAACGGUUAGUUGUCCAUUUGCCUGAAAAAAACUAUGUUAGAUACGAAAAAGGCUCUGAUUUACGAGCAGUGCUUAAUAGUCCUGCUGCGAAGCGUUCAAUGCUAACUGAAUGGUUUGAAGCUAAUAAAAAACAUCUGAAAGCACGUUCGCUGACAUACUGUGAAUUUCCAAGAGAAUGGUCAUGGGAGCCUUCAUCUAGAACAUGGCGUGAACGAACACCUGCUCCUAAAAUUGGUAGAAUUUAUUAUGUGCAUCCAACUGCUGGUGAACUCUAUUACCUACGAAUGUUACUAAUGAUAGUUAGAGGUGCACAAAGUUAUGCUGAUGUGCGCACACAUAAUGACAUUGUUUAUGCCACAUAUAGAGAGGCAUGCGAGGCAAGAGGACUUCUUGAAGGAGAUAGUGAAUGGUACCUUCUUUUCGAUGAAGCAAUUCUAUUUGCGUCUUCGCAUCAACUUAGACAACUUUUUGUUACUGUUGUUCUUUAUUGCUCUGUUACUAAUGUGCGUUCAUUGUUUGAUAAAUAUUGGCUCUACAUGACAGACGAUAUUCAUAAUAAAGUAAAAAAGACAUUGGAUAAUCCACGCUGCAUUGUCCCACAGGAACACUUACUCAACCUACUCUUAUCCGAGCUUGCUGUCGUGUUUGGGAACAGUGGUGGUUGCAUAAAAGAUUUUAACUUGCCACAGCCAUCUCCACUUCACACAGCUAUAUUGGAAAUAGACUAAUCGAUGAAGAGCUUACAUUCACUCAUCUUUUGAUGUCUUUGCAUGCAAAUUCUUUAAUAGCACAGUUAAAUGCUGACCAGAAACAAAUUUUUGAUACGAUAAUUUCUCGAGUAGUUGCAGAUCAGCCUGGGUUUUUUUUUUGUGUCUGGCCAUGGUAGAAUUGGUAAGACCUUUCUUUGGAAUGCUAUUAUUGCAAAGCUCAGAUCAGAAAAUAAAAUUGUGCUCGCUGUUGCUUCAUCAGGAGUAGCAUCUUUGUUAUUACCAAGAGGUAGAACGGCUCACUCUCGAUUCAAAAUACCAAUCGACAUUGAUGAAAACAGUAUUUGCAAUGUAAAACGAGGAACUAUGCUAUCUGAACUUUUGCUAGAGACUGCACUAAUUAGGAGAUGAGGCUCCAAUGACACAUAGGCGUUGUUUUGAGGCACUAGAUCGUACAUUACGUGAUAUCCUUUCUGAGACAAGUCCUCCCAACUCUAUUAUACCUUUUGGAGGAAAACCUGUUGUUCUAGGUGGUGAUUUCAGACAAAUAUUACCUGUUGUUCCUAAAGGUUCACGUCAUGCUGUUAUUAAUGCAUCAAUCACAAACUCUGACCUAUGGAAAAAUGUUUCGAUUUUAACUCUGAACAUAAAUAUGAGAUUACUUAAUCCAGAUCUGCCAGUACACAAAAGAAAUGAAUUGCGUGAUUUUAGUGAAUGGAUUUUAGCCGUUGGUAAUGGUACUGUGCCUAUGAUUGCAAAAGAAGGUGAAGCUUAUCCUUCGUGGUUAACUAUUCCUGAUGAUUUGCUUUUUAAAACUGAUCAUGACAAGAUAGAUGCUAUUGUUAGAGAAAUAUAUCCUAAUUUCCUUGCAUCAUACAAAAAUCCUGAAUAUCUAGCUUCUCGAGCCAUUCUAUGUCCUAACAAUGCAACGGUUGAUGAAAUAAAUGACUAUGUUAUUAGCUUGCUACCAGCAGAUGGAAGAACUUAUUUAAGCUGCGAUACCAUAUCAAAGUGCUCUGAACAAAUUCCAGACUUUGACCUGCUGUACCCCCCCGAAUUCCUCAACUCAAUAAAUGCUGCUAAUUUUCCUACACAUAAACUUGUGCUGAAAGAGGGAGUUGUCAUCAUGCUGUUGCGAAACCCCAACCAAUCAAUAGGUCUCUGCAAUGGAACAAGGCUGUUAAUUUCUACUUUAGGCGAGAGAAUUUUGCAGUGCAUAGUAUUGAUUGGAUUGAACAUUGGUGAAACUGUUUAUAUACCCAGAAUCACACUCAGUACAACAAAACUUAAAUGGCCUUUUACA
Messenger RNA from Oryza sativa Japonica Group (Japanese rice), 4620 nucleotides. RefSeq lists its product as uncharacterized. NCBI's taxonomy places the organism in Eukaryota, Viridiplantae, Streptophyta, Magnoliopsida, Poales, Poaceae. The record is from RefSeq and is a predicted model, not a curated record.